Sinocyclocheilus grahami is the source of this 2514-nucleotide messenger RNA. RefSeq names its product transcription factor SOX-13-like. The coding region runs from base 9 to 1817 and encodes 602 amino acids. The transcript is spliced from 13 exons. Gene Ontology annotation, cellular component: nucleus. NCBI's taxonomy places the organism in Eukaryota, Metazoa, Chordata, Actinopteri, Cypriniformes, Cyprinidae. The record is from RefSeq and is a predicted model, not a curated record. Gene Ontology annotation, molecular function: RNA polymerase II cis-regulatory region sequence-specific DNA binding; DNA-binding transcription factor activity, RNA polymerase II-specific. Gene Ontology annotation, biological process: regulation of transcription by RNA polymerase II; cell fate commitment.
UUUGUAGAAUGUGUGAGCCCAGUCCACCUGCUCUACAUCCCCACGCCAAGGGCAAUGUGACCAUGGUGGGUGUUGGUAUCAAGCUUGAAGACGACGAAUCGGGAGGUAGAGUCGUCCAGCGGGAAUCCCAGCAGUCCUCUCCAGUCAGUGAUUGGUCAGUUCGGCAGCUGUCGGACAGAGACGACUCUGAGAAGUCAGCGCCCCCUAAUGCACAAUCUCCUUUGGCGAGUUCUCCCAGCAAAGACCCAGCACGAGCAUACACACCUGCCAGUCAAGAUGGAGGCAGUAGAGCUCAUGAUAAGACUGACAGCAAGCCUAAUGUCAGUGAGGUGAUGCCUACUAUUGAAAAACUUCUGAAUACAGACUGGAAAGAAAAGUUCCUUGGGAAGGGUCUUCAUGGCAGUGUCAACCUAAAAGGAACCCCAGAGAGUCUGGCAGAGAAGGAGCUUCAGUUGUUGUUGAUGAUAAACCAGCUCUCUGGUCUGCGAGAGCAGCUGCUAGGAGCUCAUUCUGAGCAGAGGAACAUGGCCGCUCUGCUGCUGGAGAAACAGCAGCAACAGAUGGAACUGGCAAGGCAGCAGCAAGAACAGAUUGCCAAACAGCAGCAGCAGUUGAUACAGCAGCAACAUAAAAUCAACUUACUGCAGCAGCAAAUUCAGCAGGUAAACAUGCCGUAUGUUAUGAUCCCUGCCUUUCAUCCCAAUGCCCAACCGUUGCCAGUCACCUCUGAAGCCCAGAUGGGUUUGCCUCUGCAGCCCAUUCCCUGCAAACCAGUGGAGUAUCCCAUGACGUUGCUGCCCAAUCCACACUCCACCCCAGUCAAAAGGUCCAGUGGUACAGUCUUUCGCCAGGAUACCUGUCAACCUCUCAACCUCACGGCUAAACCCAAGACCCCAAGUCCACAGGCACUGGAAAUGGCCCACUUGCAGACAGGGUACCGGCCCAGAGAUCUGCCUCAUAGCCCUUCUCGAUCUGCCCUCAGCCUGAGCUUCUUGGGAGAGGGUGAUGUUGUGACACAAGCCAUUCAUGAUGCCCAGCAGCUGUUGCGUGGAGGACAAGGCCCGACAGGCCGAGAGAGGAACCGUGAGAGGGACAACAACACAAGGCUGGAGGCGUCUCGAGACCGGAUGGAUAAUGGACAGUCCCUGCGGAUGAAUGAGGACCACCUCAGCAGUGACUCUGAGGGGCAGAUGGCAAUCUCUGGUGUGGGAAACUUUGGUGAAUCCCGGACUCCCUCCUCUGGCCACAUCAAACGUCCCAUGAACGCCUUCAUGGUGUGGGCCAAAGACGAAAGACGACGUAUCCUGCAGGCGUUCCCUGACAUGCACAACUCCAGUAUCAGCAAGAUCCUCGGUUCCCGGUGGAAGACCAUGUCCAAUCAGGAGAAGCAGCCGUACUAUGAAGAGCAGGCCAGACUGAGUCGGCAGCAUCUGGAACGUUACCCAGACUACAAAUACAAACCCCGGCCGAAGCGGACCUGUAUUGUGGAGGGUAGACGACUGCGGGUUGGAGAGUACAAGGCCAUGAUGAAGAGUCGACGACAGGAGCAACGAGUUACUUACCCUCCAAGUCAGUUAGAGCAGCAGCUACCGUACCCCUCCAGUGAAGGACAGUACCCGACCACGCCGGUGUCAAUGGCCCCAUUGCCCUUGCACCCUGCCCUCCUGGAGCACUACCUUCCUCGGGGUCUGGAGCCCCCAAAAGGCCAAGGGAGCGAGAUGCGGGAGGCCGUGAGGCCCAGACAGCCCUACAGCGAAGGGGAGGAGAGUGACGCAGGUGAACGCAGUGAGGGAGAGCUGGUUGUCCUCACUGACUGAGACAGAACAAGGAACAAUCGGAGGACAGAGAGGGUGGAAAAUGUGAUGAAUGAGAUGGAGAAAAUAAUUGGGAGUUUUUGCAAUCCCUACCUACAACAUGAUGGUGUCCAAUAAAUGGUAUAGGUCAGUGUUUUCCAGUCCAGUUGUGAGGAUGUCCUGGUUUCAAACCCGCCAGAUCGGUCACAUGGUUCUCUAGAGUUGGUUAGGAAGGCAGCAAACAUGAUAAACAAAGAACAGAUCUUCAUUUUUCAGAUUUUUUCCCAGUUCUUUAGGCCAGACAUCCAGGAUAGGUCUUACAUACUGACCACAGCUUGGAAAAAGCGAGACUUUUUCACUCUACCAUAUUCAUUAUGAGACCGCACAUCUCGAGUCUUUUGAAGGCAUUGUGAAGCUGGUGUUCAAAAAUUGUUUUACAAAUCAUCAAAUGUCACUGCAUUUAUUAUGAAGUAAAUGUCAUCUGCGAAGUGCAUAAGCAAUUGCAUGAGAACCAGCUUUUCUAUAAGGGGUACAGAUAAGUAUAUUCACUGUUGGCUUAUCUGAAAAAGUUCCACAUUUGACACCAUGUCAAAUGAUUGGCAAUAAUAGCAUGAAACGGUUCACACGAAAUGAAAAGAGAUUGAAAAUGAAAAAUUUUUGGAUGAACUAUUUCUUUAAAUAGACAAAACGUGAAGAGCUAUGAAUCAUUUUGCCAUAGAAA